This is a messenger RNA of Carya illinoinensis, 2098 nucleotides long. Its product is annotated as low affinity inorganic phosphate transporter 1-like. Gene Ontology annotation, cellular component: membrane. Gene Ontology annotation, biological process: transmembrane transport; phosphate ion transport. The transcript is spliced from 2 exons. NCBI's taxonomy places the organism in Eukaryota, Viridiplantae, Streptophyta, Magnoliopsida, Fagales, Juglandaceae. Gene Ontology annotation, molecular function: phosphate transmembrane transporter activity. Bases 241 to 1809 code for a protein of 522 amino acids. The record is from RefSeq and is a predicted model, not a curated record.
UAAUUUCCCUCCAUGUACUUACUACCCACACCUCCUCAGUCUAUCUAACCAGCGUUUAAAGUUUCUUCCUUUUUCUCCUCCUCCUCCUCCUCCUCCUCCUCCCUUAGUGCUUGCGUUUGAUUUAACAUGUGUUGUUGUACGUGAAAAAAGAGGGAAGAAUUGGCAGAAUAGCUGUUUGUUUCUCUCAGGGCUUGAGAAAUUAGAGCACCGUGCAAGAGAUCGUGUGACGUAGGACUGGUAAUGGCUAAGGACCUGCAAGUGCUUAAUGCUCUUGAUGUUGCCAAAACACAAUGGUACCAUUUCACAGCAAUUGUGAUCGCUGGCAUGGGCUUUUUCACUGAUGCAUAUGAUCUCUUUUGCAUCUCUCUUGUGACCAAACUGUUGGGCCGCUUGUACUACUACAAGGAAGGCUCUCAAAAUCCUGGCUCUCUGCCUUCAAAUGUCUCGGCUGCUGUUAAUGGUGUUGCCCUUUGUGGAACCCUUGCAGGCCAGCUCUUCUUUGGCUGGCUCGGUGAUAAAAUGGGCCGCAAACGUGUCUAUGGCAUGACCCUGAUGCUUAUGGUCAUUUGCUCAAUUGCCUGUGGCCUUUCCUUCGGGAAAAAUCCCAAUUCUGUUAUGGCUACAUUAUGCUUCUUCAGGUUCUGGCUCGGCUUUGGCAUUGGAGGUGACUACCCGCUUUCUGCCACUAUCAUGUCUGAGUAUGCUAACAAAAAGACCCGUGGAGCCUUCAUCGCUGCAGUGUUUGCAAUGCAAGGUUUUGGAAUUCUGGCCGGUGGGAUGGUUGCUAUUAUAGUUUCAGCAGCUUUCAAGGCCAAAUACCCUGCCUCAGCUUAUCAUGUUGAUCCAGUUGGUUCCACUCCUCCAGAAGCUGAUUAUGUUUGGCGAAUAAUUGUAAUGUUCGGUGCAAUCCCAGCUGCUCUUACUUAUUACUGGCGCAUGAAAAUGCCUGAAACUGCUCGAUACACUGCCUUGGUUGCAAGGAAUGCCAAACAGGCAGCUGCUGAUAUGUCCAAAGUUUUGCAGGUUGAGUUGGAAGCAGAUCAGGAGAAAAUUGAGGACAGAGGACGAGAAAAUGAUUUUGGGUUGUUCUCUAUGCAGUUUGUUCGCCGUCAUGGGCUUCAUUUGGUUGGAACCACAACCACUUGGUUCUUGCUAGAUAUUGCUUUCUACAGCCAGAAUCUAUUUCAGAAGGACAUUUUCAGUGCCAUUGGUUGGAUUCCUAAGGCAAAAGAAAUGAGUGCCCUUGAUGAGGUAUUUCGAAUUGCGAGGGCACAAACUCUUAUAGCUCUAUGCAGCACUGUGCCAGGGUAUUGGUUUACCGUGGCUUUCAUUGAUAAGAUCGGGAGGUUCGCAAUUCAAUUGAUGGGGUUUUUCUUCAUGACUGUCUUCAUGUUUGCCUUGGCCAUUCCUUACCAUCACUGGACCUUAAAAGCCAACCGAAUUGGGUUUGUUGUGAUGUACUCCCUUACAUUUUUCUUCGCCAAUUUUGGUCCAAAUGCCACUACAUUCGUGGUCCCUGCAGAGAUUUUCCCGGCAAGGCUAAGGUCAACAUGUCAUGGUAUAUCAGCUGCAGCCGGAAAGGCUGGUGCAAUAGUUGGGGCAUUUGGAUUUCAGUAUGCAGAAAAGGGUGUUGGAGUAAGAAAUACACUCAUAAUCCUCGGUGUGGUCAACUUUCUUGGAAUUGUAUUUACAUUCUUAGUGCCUGAAUCAAAAGGAAGAUCAUUGGAGGAAAUGUCUGGUGAAGCUGAGGAAGAACAUGGAGCUGCUACAGACCCAAGGAAGUUGGCUGGUCAAGACCUUAGAACUUAAGUGUACCCCCCUUAACUCAGCCUUCUCUUUAUCUGACCUGUCCAGUAGAAUUCGUGAAAAUUUCACUGGAAAAGUACGUUUGUGUAUGUAAGCGCUUACAUAUCAUCUGAGGUGCUGCUCUUUUUUAGUCUAAAUAUGGAAUAAGCACUUUUCACGUUGGUUGCUUUUCUUGCUUUGUGCUACUAUGGUCUUUGUUGUAGGAUGAAAUUAUGUCUUCUUCUUUUUUUCUUUUUUUUGUUUUAUCUUUGCAAUACUGCAAUUGGAAGUAUAAAAGAAACCUUUAUGUAUA